AUGUUUUGUGGAGGAAUUUUUGCUUUUUGUCCAGAGAAUGACGAUAUUUUUGUUGUUGCUGAUGGGCAAGAAAUGACUCAACACGAUCUCCUUAAUAUUUGUCGUGGCUCGAUGAGUAUUUUAAUAAAUAGCCCAAUUGAACAAGGUGCCCGUAAAGUUUUGUUCGUUGAAGCAGCAUCAACAUAUCUUGGACAAUACAAAAAUUAUAUUUUUGGUAUUUCAACUUAUCAUCAGCAAAGUAUUCCUUUAUUAGCAGAAUUUCAUGCUCGUUUACUCGGUUUAUUAAAAGUUCAAUUCCCGAAUGAAAUAAAUUUGACUAACCAUCAUGCUCGAUCUAUUCUAUUUCACGCAUUAAAGGCUCUUCUAGGAAAUGAUAUUACCCACAAAGCAACACCUACAACCAAACUGCUUAACAUUCCAGAAACAGUUGCCCUCAAUACAGCUGUCUCAUUCAAAUUAUCUCCAAAGAUGGAUGGAGAUUUCUUCAUAAAUGAUCAAGCGGAUGCCCAAUCAAUGGACGUUUCCUCGACAUUGGAUUCAAUGGCUUCCGGUUUGUACAACCAGAACCCAUCUAUUUCAGAAGAAUCUGAAACAGGAACAGUUGAUUUGGCGAUUGAAGAAGAAAUUACAUUCGAUGUAGCAAAUAAUGAGAUAAAGAACAGUGAUGUCGAAGUCCGUAUCAGUGCCGUUGUUCAAUGCAAGUCUGACUUAGGUGGAUUAUUCUUAAAGGUUCCACCUCAGCCGCCGACAGUAAAUGUUCGUCCAAACCCUCAGUUUAUGCAAGAACAGAACGAAUUCUACGUCUGCGCUACUCCUGCAAAGGCUUUAGCCGAAUCUCAGCUUGUUCUAUUUAUCAAGGGUGAAAACCCAACACCAAUCCCACCACCAUUCCACGUCAAUACGUUAAUACAAGAAAACGAAGAAUACGCCAAGGUUACAGUUACAAUAUCUUCAGAAAUUGAAGUCAACUCUAUCGUUAUCGGUAUUGAAGGUCAAGGCCUUAAUGCCGACACUGUUUCAUCACCAAAUAGCGAGCUCUCCAACGCUAAUGGCACAAUGUUUAUCCUCAGACCAAAUGAAUCGAUUCCAGCCGGUGGAGGCCAAAUCGAGGCUUCAUUCUUCGGUAGACUCGACUCGAAGUUUACAAGACCACAAACUGUUUCUAUUCAAUGCAAUUUACCAAACUACUUAUUGGGCGACUACAAGCCUGAGAUGAAGCCAGGAUCAAACUUCAUCACUGGUGUUGUUCAGAAGAAGACAUUUGUUCAGAAAUCUACAUGGGCUAUUAGCGAAUAA
Molecule: messenger RNA, 1296 nt
Organism: Trichomonas vaginalis G3
Lineage: Eukaryota; Parabasalia; Trichomonadida; Trichomonadidae
Exons: 1
Coding region: 1-1296 (431 amino acids)
Source: RefSeq, a predicted model, not a curated record